CUCAUUCAUCCAUUCCAUCGUGUCCAGAAAAAAAAGAAACAAAAAAAAAAAAAAAGAGAACUUUGCUUUCCUCUUCCUCCAACUUUUCUUCCUCCUCUCCUCACAAAAAAAAAAAAGAAACUUUUCUUCGUUCAACGCUCUCUCUCUCUCUCGAUCUAUGGCGGAUGUGGUUGUUUGCAAAACCAACUUGUUUUCAUCAUGCCACCACCAUCAUCAACACAUCUCUGUGUUUCCAAAGACUUGGAAUCAAUCAUCGUUGUCAUUCUCAUCAAAGACGGACUUUCUUGGCAAAGGGAUUGGGCUUCACACUGCAAGGGAUCCGCCGCAAUUCCAAGCCCUUAAUUCACAGCUUCAGGCGCCGGGUUUUCGAAUCGGUAAAGCUCAUAGAUGGUGGGAAAAGGGGAUCCAACCCAACAUGAAAGAGGUGACGUCAGCACAAGACCUUGUGGAUUCCCUCUCAAACGCAGGAGAUGAGCUUGUCGUCCUUGAUUUCUUCUCUCCCGGUUGUGGUGGCUGCAAAGCUCUUCAUCCCAAGAUAUGUCAGUUUGCAGAGAUGAACCCAGAUGUUCAGUUUCUUCAGGUGAACUAUGAGGAACACAAAUCCAUGUGUUAUAGCCUCAAUGUUCAUGUCCUACCCUUCUUCCGCUUCUACAGAGGAGCUCAUGGUCGUGUAUGCAGCUUUAGCUGUACAAACGCCACGAUCAAAAAAUUUAAAGAUGCGUUAGCCAAGCACAAGCCAGAGCGCUGCAGCCUUGGGCCAACUAAGGGGUUGGAGGAGAAAGAGCUCCUCGCACUUUCUGCUAAUAAAGAUCUUAAAUUCACCUACACCCCUAAACAAGUUGAAUUUGUGCCUGCAAAAGCAUCUGAGGAAAUGAUUGUGGCAGCACCAUCUCGUUCAAACUCAGAAUCUCUUCCUCUGCCUUCAACAACAUUGAAGUCUGGUCAAAUCUCGGAGGAGAGAAACAUGGUCAGUGCUGGGAGAUGAUGCUACGCAGUCGGGUUUUCACCGUCCAUCCCUAUCGAUGGAGCCCCCCCCCCCCCCUGUACAGUUGUGUUGUUUUCUUAAUGUAAUGUAAAGAUACAUGCUAGAGAGCAGGAUAUUAGUGAAGGUUAAGUCAAUCCUGUGAGUUGUAGCAGGCUUUUUGGAUUUGUUUUUGGGAAUCCUUGGCCUGAAAACAUGUGUGAGUAAAUUUGAAGAGCUACCAUUUGUGCAAUUGUUGGUUUGCUCUGUUCUGCUGUAAUAGUGUAAUAUAUUAUUCUUCCUGAUUCAUUGAUGGAAGAGCUACUGGAGUGUGUGUAACAAUACGUUUGACUCGUGUUUUUGCACGGAGAAAUAAUAGCGCAGAAAAAUAUUAUCUUUCA
This is a messenger RNA of Rosa rugosa (rugosa rose), 1362 nucleotides long. RefSeq names its product thioredoxin-like 1-1, chloroplastic. Lineage: Eukaryota; Viridiplantae; Streptophyta; Magnoliopsida; Rosales; Rosaceae. Bases 158 to 985 code for a protein of 275 amino acids. Gene Ontology annotation, biological process: cell redox homeostasis. The record is from RefSeq and is a predicted model, not a curated record. The transcript is spliced from 4 exons.